AUGAAGAUUGCUGCUGAAGGCUGCAAUUUGUUGUUCACCAUCUCUUGCCUUUUACUGAUCUCAGGGCUUGGCGUCCAUUCUUUGUCUUAUGAUUAUUCUGCUACUACACAGUGCGUGGAAGAACCUCAGAGAGCACAAUAUGGAGGAGGCAUUAUAGUAAAUCCGGGAUUUGAUCACAACAUAGAGGGUUGGACAGUAUUUGGAAAAGGAGCAAUCGAGGAACGAAUAUCUAAUGGAGGCAAUAGAUUCAUUGUUGCCCGCAACAGAACUCAGCCAUUGGAUAGUUUCUCACAGAAGGUUCAACUUAAGAAAGGAAUGCUAUACAGCUUUUCUGCUUGGUUUCAGCUCAGUGAAGGAAGUUACAGUGUGUCAGUUUUAUUUAAGACAAAUGGAAGUGAACUGAUACGAGGUGGCCACGUGAUAGCAAAACAUGGAUGCUGGACUCUGCUAAAAGGCGGCAUAGUUGCAAACUUCUCAAGCUCUGUUCAGAUUCUUUUUGAGAGCAAGAAUUCAACGGUGGAAAUAUGGGCUGAUAGUAUCUCCUUACAACCAUUCACCAAAAAGCAAUGGAGAUCACACCAAGACGAUAGCAUUGAGAAGGUACGUAAGAGCAAGGUGAGAUUCCAGGUAACUCAUGUAAACGAAACAGCAUUGGAAGGAGCUAGAAUCUUCAUCAAACAAAGAAAGCCAGGCUUCCCAUUUGGGUGUGGAAUGAACCAUAAUAUCCUCACAAACAAUGACUACCAAAAAUGGUUUGUGUCAAGAUUCAAAUUUACAACUUUCACCAAUGAAAUGAAGUGGUAUAGUACAGAGAUAAAGCAAGGCCAAGAAAACUAUACUAUCUCAGAUGCUAUGCUGAAAUUCGCCAAAGAGAAUGACAUUUCUGUCAGAGGUCAUAACAUUUUCUGGGACGACAAAAAAUAUCAGCCUGAAUGGGUUAAGUCCUUAUCUCCUGAGGAAUUAAGAGUAGCAGCAGCACAAAGAAUAAAAUCUGUGGUUACAAGAUAUAAAGGAGAACUGAUUGCAUGGGAUGUGGUGAAUGAGAAUCUCCACUUCAGAUUUUUUGAGGAUAAACUUGGUGAAAAUGCUUCUGCGGUAUAUUAUGCAACAGCUUACCAGCUUGAUCCAACAACAACCAUGUUUCUAAAUGAGUAUAACACUAUUGAACAUAGUGAAGAUGAGGUUGCCAACCCAGUACAUUACCUCAAAAAACUUGAGGAGAUUCUGUCAUUUCCAGGAACUGGUGGAAUAUCACUGGCAAUAGGGUUGCAAGGCAAUUUUGCUUUUGGCCAGCCAAAUAUUGCUUACAUGAGGUCUGGUCUGGAUCUUCUAGGUACAAUUGGACUUCCAAUAUGGCUCACAGAAGUGAGUGUGGAUUUAGACCCAAAUCAGGCAGAGUAUUUGGAAGAGAUACUAAGAGAGGGAUAUUCUCAUCCUGCUGUGGAAGGGAUUAUAAUGUUCACUGGUCCAGUAAAAGCUGGUUUCAAAAAAAUACCCCUCGCAGAUGAAAAUUUCCAAAAUACUCCAGCUGGAAACGUUGUGGACAAGCUUAUUCAUGAGUGGCAAACUAGGUCUCUGGAAGCCAUUGUGGAUAGCAGAGGAUGUGUAGAUGUUUUACUACAUCACGGAGAUUUUGAUGUAACUGUUACACAUCCUCUAAACCACUCCUCCAAAACGCUGAAUCUAAGUGUAAGGAAAGAUUUUUCAAAUGAAACCAUCCAUGUGAUGAUGCAUGCCUAA
Gastrolobium bilobum is the source of this 1740-nucleotide messenger RNA. RefSeq names its product endo-1,4-beta-xylanase 5-like. The transcript has 7 exons. Bases 1 to 1740 code for a protein of 579 amino acids. Lineage: Eukaryota; Viridiplantae; Streptophyta; Magnoliopsida; Fabales; Fabaceae. Gene Ontology annotation, molecular function: hydrolase activity, hydrolyzing O-glycosyl compounds. Gene Ontology annotation, biological process: carbohydrate metabolic process. The record is from RefSeq and is a predicted model, not a curated record.